AUGCCUGGCCAAGAUCCCAGCGAUAUCAAGCUUUCUACUGUCUGGAUUUCACAGGUCUUCCAGACUAGGUCGAUUUCUGCCGGGAGCGAUCCUACUGUGAGUAAUCACACGCCGUCGCGUAAACGCUCCAGCUCCAACGGCAUACAGUUUUAG
Coniophora puteana RWD-64-598 SS2 is the source of this 153-nucleotide messenger RNA. RefSeq lists its product as uncharacterized. The coding region runs from base 1 to 153 and encodes 50 amino acids. The record is from RefSeq and is a predicted model, not a curated record. The transcript has 2 exons. NCBI's taxonomy places the organism in Eukaryota, Fungi, Basidiomycota, Agaricomycetes, Boletales, Coniophoraceae.